CCGUCCUCCCCCGGGAGCGGGAGGCGGCUGCCGGCAGCUCCUCGCGGCUCCUCGGCAGCCCCGCUCCGGCAUGGCUUUCGCCAAUUUCCGCCGCAUCCUGCGCCUCUCCGCCUUCGAAAAGCGCCGCUCCAAGGAGUACGAGCACGUCCGCCGGGACCUGGACCCCGGCGAGGUGUGGGAGGUGGUGGGGGAGCUGGGAGACGGCGCCUUCGGCAAAGUCUACAAGGCUAAAAACAAGGAAACUGGUGCUUUAGCGGCUGCCAAAGUCAUUGAAACAAAGAGUGAAGAUGAACUGGAGGAUUACAUGGUGGAGAUUGAAAUCCUGGCAACCUGUGAUCACCCUCACAUUGUCAAGCUGCUGGGAGCAUUUUAUUGGGAUGGCAAGCUCUGGAUCAUGAUUGAGUUCUGCCCGGGCGGGGCGGUGGAUGCCACCAUGCUGGAGCUGGACCGGGGCCUGACUGAGCCUCAGAUCCAAGUGAUUUGCCGCCAGAUGUUGGAAGCCCUCCAUUACCUCCACAGCAAAAAGAUCAUCCACCGGGACCUGAAGGCUGGGAAUGUGCUCCUCACCCAGGAUGGGGACAUCAAGCUUGCUGACUUUGGAGUGUCUGCCAAAAACAUGAAAACCUUGCAGAAGCGAGACUCUUUCAUUGGGACCCCUUACUGGAUGGCCCCAGAGGUGGUGAUGUGCGAGACCAUGAAGGAUACUCCAUAUGACUACAAGGCAGACAUCUGGUCCCUGGGGAUCACACUGAUCGAAAUGGCCCAGAUUGAGCCGCCCCACCACGAGCUCAACCCCAUGAGAGUCCUGCUGAAGAUCGCCAAGUCCGACCCCCCCACGCUCAGCUGCCCUUCCAAAUGGUCCCUGGAGUUUAGAGACUUCCUGAAGAAGGCACUGGACAAGAACCCAGAGACCCGGCCCAGUGCUGCCCAGCUGCUGGAGCAUCCCUUCGUCAGCAAGGUGACCAGCAACCGGGCCCUGCGCGAGCUGGUGGCCGAGGCCAAGGCUGAGGUGAUGGAAGAGAUUGAGGAGAGUCGGGAUGAAGCAGAAGAGGAUGACUCAUCGGAGUCUGCCUCGCCUCCCGGUAAGCACAAGCGGGACCCCUCUGAGGCGAGUCAGCUGAGUUUUGAUGGGGAGAAGCCUCCAGACUCUUCCUUGCCCAAAGCAGUGAACGGGUCUGUGGGGACUGGCAAGGACACCACAGAUGGGCAGAGCGAUAAAGUCUCAGAUGAAGGGACAAGCAGUGACAAUGACAAAUUGGAGAGCAAUCACUCCACAAAAACACCCGCCAGCUCUGCCACCUCGGCCACCCAGGACAAGCCAGACAUCAUCUUGCAGCCUGGACAUUUGGGUAACUCAACGGAGGGGAACAAGCAGCCCAGGGCAGGCAGCAAGGAGCGGAAGAGCAUUGGGGAACGACCGGAGAGCAGCCACCUGGAGAACUUCACAGAGGAGAAACUCGCCAAUGGGAGUUUGGAUCCCCCGGCUCCGUUACCCGGCAGCCGGUCCAAAGGGGACUCCGAUUCUGGCAGCACUUCAGCCUCUGAAAGCAUGGACCUCACCAUCUCCUUGUCUGCUGACCUCUCCCUCAACAGGGAAAGUGGCUCCAUCUCCCUGAAGGAUUCCCGGAUGAACAAGAAGACGCUGAAACGCACCCGCAAGUUCGUUGUGGAUGGAGUAGAGGUGAGUGUCACCACCUCGAAGAUCAUCAGUGAGGAUGAGAAGAAGGAUGAAGAAAUGAGAUUUCUCAGGCGCCAGGAGCUGCGGGAGCUGCGUCUCCUUCAGAAGGAGGAGCACCGAAACCAGGCCCAGCUCAACAACAAACACCAGCUGCAGCUGGAGCAGAUGCUCCGGCGCUUCGAGCAAGAAAUGAUGGCAAAGAAGAAGUUCUACGACACGGAACUGGAAAACCUGGAACGGCAGCAGAAGCAGCAGAUUGAGAAGAUGGAACAAGAUCACUCCCUGCGCCGGCGGGAGGAGGCCAAGCGCAUUCGCCUGGAGCAGGAGCGGGACCAUGUCAAAUUUCUGGAGCAGCUGAAGCAGAUGAAGAAGGAGGUCAAGAACGAGGUUGAGAAGCUGCCACGGCAACAGCGCAAAGGAAACAUGAAGGCGAAGAUGGAUGACUUCACCCAGAAAAAACAAACCAUGGAACAGGAGUUCUUGGCCAAGCAGAAGGAGGACCUGGAGCAAGCCAUGAAAAAUAUAACUGCCCAGAACAAAAGGGAGAUCUGCGACAAGGAACGCGAGUGCCUGAACAAAAAGCAGCAGCUCAUGAGAGAUCGGGAGGCUUGCAUAUGGGAUCUUGAAGAGCGUCACCAACAGGAGAAGCACCAGCUUGUCAAGCAGCAGCUAAAGGACCAGUAUUUCCUCCAGAGGCAUGAGUUGCUCCGGAAGCAUGAGAAGGAAAGGGAACAAAUGCAGCGAUACAACCAGCGCAUGUUAGAGCAGCUGAAAAUUCGGCAGCAGCAGGAGAAAGCCCGGCUCCCCAAAAUCCAGCGGAGCGAAGGGAAGACACGCAUGGCCAUGUACAAGAAGAGCCUUCACAUCCACUCCAGUGGGAGCGCAUCCGAGCAGCGGGAGAAGAUAAAACAGUUUGCUCUGCAGGAAGAGAAGAGGCAAAAAGCAGAGCGGCUGCACCAGCAGCAGAAACACGAGUCACAGAUGAAGGACAUGCAGGCCCAGUGCGAGAGCAACACGAAUGAGCUCCAGCACCUGCAGAAUGAAAAGUGUCACCUCUUGAUUGAGCACGAAACUCAGAAGCUGAAAUCCCUGGAUGAGAACCACAACCAGCACAUGAAGGAGUGGCGAGACAAGCUGAGGCCACGAAAGAAGGCCCUGGAGGAUGAGCUGAACCAGAAGAAGCGUGAGCAGGAGAUGUUCUUCAAGCUGAGUGAGGAGGCAGAUGGACAGAUGCCAGCAUCCCCAACCAAACACGCCAAGUUCGUCCCUUUCAGCUCCUCAGAGAGCUUAUAACACCUCACAGCUGGCAGGCCACCAGCUGGUACUGGCUGUGUCCUCCUGGGCUGCAGGUGGGCAACUUGGACGAUCCUCUUGGCAGCCUCUUCUUACAACAGCACCCUCCUGUCCCCUCGCUCUGUCUGGGAUAAAUGUGACCCCUGAACUGUGGGAUGCUGACUGGAAGUUGUGGUGGCUUCCCCAGGAGCUGGCCUGCUCAGCAUGGCUCCAGGCUGGGAAGUGGGGCAGGACCCUUUCUGGAUUGUACUUGCACUGUGAGCUGGAUGUGUCGCCUCUCACGUGAGCCUGGUGCUCACCUGGCUGGUCAGCUCAGACUGAAGCAACAACCACUCUGAACAGGAGAAACAGGCCAUGGCUCCUGCCCUCUGUGCAGGGGAUGUUACCCUCUCUCUCCACUGUGGCUGCUCCUUCUGCUGGUCCUCUGUAAGGACUCGCCUGGGCCAGAGCAGCUUUGGCAUUGUCUUAAGAUAACUUUGGCCUUGAAGGCCCCCAACACUUGCCUUACACUGAUUUCUAUCCACUGUGGUCUUUUUUGCUCAAGGAAGAGACAGUGAUAUGGGGGUUUUUGCCUUUGAGUAAGGAGGGUUGGGCUUUUUUGCUUCCUCUUUCUCUGUAUAGUCUGUAUAGACUAUGCAGGAAGGGGACUGGCUGGAUGUCCUCCCAAACAUCUUCUGCUUCUUCCUUUGUCACGAUCACUGGCACCGCAGACCCUCUGGCACCCAGCUAGCACUGUCUUUUCAGGGACUGGAUUAAGGUGUAAUUAAACUGUUCAGCUGGCUGCAGGUUUUUGUCCUUAAAGAAGUGUAUGUGCAUGUGCAGAGGAGGAGGUUUGUAACAGUGAUGACACAGUGAAGUGCCUGUCAUGGUCAUGUGCCUUUUGGUAAGGACAAGUGGGAGGCUGAAGAGUGUUACUGCCAGAGCUCUCAUGAUCACACAUGUGCUUGAGACUUUUUUUUAAGUGCUCUGUAUGUGUGGGCCAUGUGGGUCAGCCAGCCUGGCCACUCUGCAUCAGGGUUAUGGGCUGCAGAGCAUCAUUUGGAAGGAAUAAAGGAGUCAUGAAACAUGGGAAGAGGAGAUGUGAAGGCAGGUCAUGGUGGCUUGUUACUCUCAGCAUCACUUUGUCCAUUGAUGUCUCAUCUCCUUAUGAUGUGCCACAGUUUCUUGGAUGGUUCUCCUGGCUUUCAGCAUGGACUCAGGCUGCAGAGUGGCAGAGCAGUGGCAGGUCCAGCCCUCUGUCCUUUCUGCUUUGUGGUGAUGUGUCUCCUCCACCUGCACCAGGCAGGGAGGGCUUGGCUGAGCUUCUGGGUAGGACUCAGAGCACAGACUUGGGUAGGGGGUCAGAGACCUCAAUGGCAGCACCUUUUUUACACAAUCCAAAGGUAUAAGGUAGCACUUAAGUUUUUCUCUCUGUUCAUCUCUGGACAGCACUGUUUGUUUUAAACCUGCUUCCCUAGCAAUAAAAAAAUGUUUCUGCUUAAAAAAGUUAAAAAAAAAAAGGUGGUUAUUUGAAAGUCUCAAAUAUUGAUGUAGAGACAUACUGGCAUUUCAGGGAAAGGUGAUACGUGAUGUGCCACACUUGUAGGUACCGAGCUGAAGGAGUCAGCCCCCAGGUCUUUAACUCUGUAUCUGAGGUGUGCAUUUCAUACCCAUUUAGAGUUCCUAAUACAUAUUUAUAAGCUUCCUGCAAACUAGCAAGACUUACAUCUAUUUGGGCCAUUCCAGGUUACUUCUGAAUCCACACCAACAAUGUCUCUGUUAAACACAGGCAGGCUGCCUGCCCCAUCUCCAAAAGCAUGGACUGUGCCUUUCAGAUGUGAUAGUGCCAGGUUGGGAGCUGUUGUAAGAUUAAUGAAUGAGGGAUGUUCCUGGACCAGGACAAUGGGCUGGUUUGAGCCUUUUAAUUGCAUUAGAAAUGUGUUACAGCAGCCCCAUUGGUUUUGUUCCUGGUCCUGCAGGGGUCAGGCUGAGCUGUUCUAUGAAAUGGUUGGUGUCACAGAAACCAGUACCUGGUGCCUGUCCUUCAUGUCUUACAUGUGACUUGCAGAAGGAUGUCCUGCAGCACGCUGGUCACACUGAAGGGCAUUGCUGCCUCUGACUGCCUUCUCCACCAGCCCAGGAAGCAUCAACUCUCUCUGGAUAUUUUGCAGCCAUGAGCAAAGACUAUUUCUGGGGGCUCUUAAAGAGCUGAUGCAAUGCCCUCCAUGGUAAAUCGGUUGUCCCUUUCUCCAGUCCAGCUUGUUUGCAGCCUAGAGCAAACAACACAGUUUUGCUAACAGAGGGUAGGAAUGGUUCUGUCUGCUGCCUUUUCCCUAUUCUCUGUUUCCUCUCUGAGUGUGCCAGGGCUCUAAUACCAUUUUCCAAAAAGGGGCAGGGGAGCACAUCAUCUGAUUGUCUUGUUUACAGGGUGGUUAUAUUUUCACUCCUUUCAAAAGAGGAUAUUUUUGUUGUUUCCUGUUCAGAAGGAACCACAAUUAAACCCAGCUUACCUUUGAGAGGGGAUCGGAUACCAUUUUAAAAAAUAUGGCUUUGAAUAAAAAGGGUUUUUUUAAUAUUUUGUAAAGUGACUCCAGUGGGGCCACCACUAUGAUGUAAAGACCCCUCUAAUAAAGUAACAGACUGAGAAACCUG
Molecule: messenger RNA, 5602 nt
Organism: Neopelma chrysocephalum (saffron-crested tyrant-manakin)
Lineage: Eukaryota; Metazoa; Chordata; Aves; Passeriformes; Pipridae
Gene: STK10
Product: serine/threonine kinase 10
Exons: 19
Coding region: 71-2971 (966 amino acids)
Biological process (GO): protein phosphorylation
Molecular function (GO): protein serine/threonine kinase activity; ATP binding
Source: RefSeq, a predicted model, not a curated record